AAAUUAAUGCAAAUUGCAUUAAUUUUAUGUUGUGCUUUAGCAGCAUUUAAUUUCGCUGCGGGUGCUGCCUCAUUUGAGGACAAUGACUUUGCAGAAUUUGAAGAUUUCGAUAGUGAUGAUGAUUUUGUAGAGGUACCAGUGACCGGGGCAGGAGCUCCUGCUGCUGCUGCAUCUAAAGAUUUGCCAACGAAAGAAAAGGAACCCGUUGUUGCCAAGGCAACACCACAAAUGCAGGACGAUGAAGAAGAUGGCAUUGUGGAGGAUGAAGAUGAAUUCUUCAAAGAUGAUGAAGAGUUUGAGGGUUUCGAUGCGGGUGAGAUAAAAGAGGAAGUGGGCAAAAAACCAGCUGAGCCCAAAUUGACAGUGGCCAAGAUACCCAUGCAUUUCAGAACCCAUUGGGAUUCCUAUUGGAUGGAAAUGUUAAUGCUGGCCGGUCUCAUGGUCUAUUUCACCAAUUUCUUUGCUGGCAAAGCCAAGAAUGCCAAAUUGGCCCAUUUGUGGUUGAACACCCACAAAGGCCUGCUGGACGAUAAUUUCGUGCUGGUCGGUGAUGAUGGCAAGGUGGAAAAUGAAAAUCCUGGUCUCAUGAAAGAGAGUGAAAGUCUCUACACUUUGUGGUGUUCUGGUCGCACCUGCUGCGAAGGCAUGUUGGUCGAACUGAAAAUGAUCAAGCGGCAAGAUUUGGUGUCGCUUGUGGCGGGACUAAUGCGCCCUCAACAAGAUCAAGUCCAUAUUAAAGUUGAUUUGACACGUGGUGUCAUGGACCCAUUUGUAUUCUGUGUGGGUACAAAGAAAACGAUAACUAAGGCCUUUAAAGAAUAUGCCGAUUUGAGCAAAUAUUGUACUCUAGUCAGUAAACCAGAGACACGUUAUAAUGUCCCAGCUGGUUUUAGUGUAUUAUCGGAAAUUCCCGAAGCCACAUCUGCCAUAUUGGAGAACCGUAUUAUCACGGCCCUCAGUAGAUACCAACAAUAUAUAGAUUAUAUUCAUAUCUCGGAUCAAUAUAGUGGUCCCGUACAAGUCGAAGAUGCCAAUAAUUUGAAACAACCCGAAACCAAACCAGUACUUAUGGCUGGAUUUAAUUUACCCAAAAAUGGUGAUAUGGAGGCUGUUAAACCACUGUUGAUACUCAUAUUUUAUUUAAUGGAACGUUUGAAGGGUUAUCGCUUAUCGAAGGAGGGUCAACAAAAAGCCGAAAAGAAUCGCAGCCGUGUUGAGGAAGAAUUCCUAAAGAGCACCCAUGCUGCCCGUGCCGAGGCAGCCGCCCAGCGUCGUGAAGAUAAACGCAAGGCCGAAAAGGAACGCAUCAUGGCCGAGGAUGAUCCCGAAAAGCAACGCCGCUGGGAAGCCAAGGAACAAAAACGUCAAGCCAAAAAGAAGGCCCCCAAAAUGAAACGUUUGGCUGUCAAAUCCCUUUAA
Musca vetustissima is the source of this 1419-nucleotide messenger RNA. Its product is annotated as PAT complex subunit CCDC47. The transcript has 4 exons. The coding region runs from base 7 to 1419 and encodes 470 amino acids. Gene Ontology annotation, cellular component: endoplasmic reticulum. Gene Ontology annotation, molecular function: calcium ion binding. NCBI's taxonomy places the organism in Eukaryota, Metazoa, Arthropoda, Insecta, Diptera, Muscidae. Gene Ontology annotation, biological process: endoplasmic reticulum calcium ion homeostasis. The record is from RefSeq and is a predicted model, not a curated record.